Molecule: messenger RNA, 300 nt
Organism: Microsporum canis CBS 113480
Lineage: Eukaryota; Fungi; Ascomycota; Eurotiomycetes; Onygenales; Arthrodermataceae
Exons: 2
Coding region: 1-300 (99 amino acids)
Source: RefSeq, a predicted model, not a curated record
AUGCGGCUUGAUGGUCUCGACAGAAAGCAGACGUCGAUGUGCUGUUUGUUGGCUUACGACUCUCCUCUGUCGAAAGGGAAGAAGAGGAGGAAGAAGAAGAAGAGCAAGAAAAACGGGACUCAAGGUCGACCUCGGCAGGUUUGCGUUUUUCUUAUAAUACAAAAACUCCACCGAGAAGGAACAGAAAAAUACGAAACUUCCGGGAUAAAAAAGAAAGAGGAAAAAGACACGCUCCGACUUUUUACAUGCAUAGUUUUUAGUCUCUGCAUAUGCAACGUGGAGCCCCCGGGAAUUUUCUGA